Messenger RNA from Spinacia oleracea (spinach), 3090 nucleotides. RefSeq lists its product as uncharacterized. The coding region runs from base 199 to 2805 and encodes 868 amino acids. NCBI's taxonomy places the organism in Eukaryota, Viridiplantae, Streptophyta, Magnoliopsida, Caryophyllales, Amaranthaceae. Gene Ontology annotation, molecular function: oxidoreductase activity; methyltransferase activity. The record is from RefSeq and is a predicted model, not a curated record. The transcript is spliced from 25 exons.
AUUUAAUACCAACCAAAAUAAUUAUAUAAUUGAUCUUUGAAGCAAUAUAUUAGGAUUAUAAAUAGAACAUAUUGGCUUAAAUUUUUGUAUUCGAAGCUCAUCAUUUGAUUAAGCUAUUGCUCUGGUAAUACAGGCAACGGCUGUGCAAGGAAAAUCCCAAAACAUUGGCUUGUGUUGUUCUGGGAAAUUAUAGCAAAGAUGAGAUCAAUUGCAGUGAUUGGUGGAGGAAUAAGUGGAUUAGGGGCAGCAUUUGAGCUUGCAAAAGCAGGAAUUAAUGUGACAUUGUACGAGAAAGAAGAUCAUUUGGGUGGACAUGCCAAAACUGUUAAUGUUGAUGGCAUUGAUCUCGACCUUGGCUUCAUGAUCUUCAACAGGGUUUCAUAUCCAAAUAUGGCGGAGCUUUUCGAUGGUCUUGGUAUCGAGGUGGAAGCCUCUGAAAUGUCGUUGUCUGUCAGCUUAGACGAAGGCCAGGGAUGCGAGUGGGGAAGCCGAAAUGGGUGCAGAAGUUUGUUUGCACAGAUAAGCAAUGCAGUGAAGCCAAACUUUUGGAGGAUGCUCCAAGAAAUUAACAAGUUCAAAGAUGAUGUGAUCAUGUACCUUGAAGGUCUCGAAAAUAAUCCAGAAAUGGAUCGUACUGAAACCCUUGGCCAUUACAUCAAGUCAAGGAGUUACUCUGAGUUGUUCCAAAAAGCUUAUCUGAUUCCCAUGUGUGCUUCCAUCUGGUCCUGUACAUCAGAGAGAGUGAUGGAUUUCUCUGCCUUUUCGGUUCUUUCCUUUUGUCGCAACCAUCACUUGUUUCAGUUAUCUGGUGGUCCACAAUGGCUAACUAUCAAAGGACGUUCUCAGCAAUAUGUGAAAAAGCUAAGAGAGGAGCUGGAGAUUAGGGGAACUCAAAUAAGAACCAGUUGUGAAGUACAUUUUGUUUCAACAAGUAACAAAGGGUGUACUUUGUUCUGUGGGGAUGGUUCAGAAGAUUUAUAUGAUGGAUGCAUUAUAGCUGUUCCUGCUCCAGAUGCCAUAAAGAUUUUAGGAGAAGAGGUGACACAUGAUGAAAUGAGAAUACUCGGUGCUUUUCAAUAUGUUUACAGUGAUAUAGUUCUUCACCAUGACAAAAAAUUCAUGCCCCGAAGUCCAGCAGCAUGGAGUGCACUAAAUUUUCAAGGGAGCACAUUGACAUACUGGCUUAAUGUGCUGCAGAAUAUUUCUGAGACAAAUCUGCCUCUUCUUCUUACUCACAAUCCACCUCAUCCGCCGGAAAAUAUUGUGCUUAAAAGUUCCUCCGGAGUUCUUGUACCUUCAAUUGCUACAAUGAAGGCCUCACUUGAACUUGAUAAUAUUCAAGGAAACAGAGGAAUUUGGUUUUGCGGAGCAUCUCAUGGCUACGGUUUCCAUGAGGAUGGUUUGAAGGCUGGGUUAAUGUCUGCCAGUGCUGUUCUGAAGAGGAGCUACACUCCACUUGCGAACUCAAAAAUUAUGGCGUUUUCUUGGACAGAAGCGACAGCUCGCCGCUAUAUAAUCAAAUUCCUAAAGCGCUUUAUUUCUGCUGGCUGUUUGAUUUUGCUGGAGGAUGGAGGCACAGUUCUGAAGUUUGAGGGUUUGGACAAAAGAUGUACUUGGAAAACUGCAAUAAGAGUUCACAACCCCCGGUUUUACUGGAAGGUUGCUAUAGAGGCUGACCUGGGUCUGGCAGAUGCAUUCAUUAAUGGAGACAUCUCGAUUGUUGACAAGAAUGAAGGACUUCUGAAUCUUUUCAGGAUCUUUCUUGCCAACCUAUACGUCUAUCCUUCUGUUUCAACGGACGAGAAAAAGAGCUUUGAUUUCAAGGGUUGGUGGACUCCAAUGUUUUUCACAGCUGGGAUAGCCUCAGCAAAAUAUUUUUACCAACAUGUUUCUAGAGAAAACUCGGUUGCACUAGCUCGUCGUAAUAUUGCUCGCCAUUAUGACUUGAGUAAUGAAAUGUUUUCCCUCUUUCUGGACGACACAAUGACAUAUUCUUGUGCAAUCUUUAAGUCUGAAGAUGAAGAUUUAAAGGUGGCACAACUUCGAAAACUCCAUCUUCUGAUAGAUAAGGCUAGAGUAGAGAAGCAACAUGAGGUCCUUGACAUUGGUUGUGGUUGGGGUAGCCUUGCUAUUGAAAUUGUAAAGAAAACUGGAUGCCGAUACACUGGCAUCACUCUAGCUGAGGAGCAGUUGAAAUUAGCAGAACAAAGGGUGAAGGACGCUGGAUUACAGGAUCAUAUUACGUUUCUUCUCUGUGAUUAUCGUCGGUUGCCAGCUUCCCACAAAUUUGAUAGAAUAAUAUCUUGUGGGAUGCUAGAACAUGUAGGAGAUAAAUACUAUGAGGAUUUUUUCCGGCAUUGUGAAUCUCUUUUGGCAGAUACUGGAGUUCUUGUCCUUCAGACCAUAUCGAUACCAGACGAACGGUAUGACGGGCACAAAAGAAGCUCAGAUUUUAUGAGGGAAUACAUUUUCCCAGGUGGAUGCCUACCUUCUUUGAGCCGAUUAACAUCAGCAAUGAUUGCUACUUCUAGACUUUGCAUGGAACAUGUGGAGAAUAUCGGGGUGCAUUAUGGACAAACAUUAAGAUGCUGGAGGAGAAAUUUUCUGGAAAAUCAGAGCAAAAUUCGUGCACUUGGAUUUGAUGACAAGUUCAUGCGGGCAUGGGAAUACUAUUUUGACUAUAUGGCGUCCAUGUUUAAGACCCGGACUUUGGGGGACUACCAGAUUGUUUUCUCACGCCAAGGAAAUAUUGUUGCAUUCAGUGAUCCUUAUGCGAGCAUACCCUCCUCCCAUUUGUUUCCAUAGAAACAUUUACUGCUCAACCCCUGAUGCCGUAAAACCGGUGAAUCUGUGUUCAUUGGACGGGGAAGUUGAAAGUUGGUGCAUUGAUUAAGUCCUACUCCAUAUUUUACUUUGUUUUUUGCCUUUGUCGGUGUUCCGGUGCUGUGAAACCUGCAGUGGUGUGGUUGUGUUAUCUUUCAGAGGGUCUGUAUUAUAAUUUGUAAAUAAUCCCUUGUUUCUAUUGUAUGUCUGUCUGGGUGCUUUGAAAUACAGUAUACAGUUAUGUUUAUGGUUCAAACUUUCAGAAUA